UUAUUAACCACUCUCUAUGAUGUAACCUAAUACUUUAUAAAGUGCAAAAUAAAAUACACCUCAUAUAAUUUAACCAAUUAACCAGCCAAUUAACUUUUUUCGUACAAUGGUGCACUCAAAUUCACAUGACUAUAACACACAUUUGAAUGGUUGUAUACACUUCAUUAAUUGUAAUUCAUUAUUAUUGUGAUAUAUAUAUAUACCACAUUAUUAUUAUUAGUAGUAGUAGUAGUAUUAUGACAGAUUCUAUAAGUGUCGAAUAAUGUGAAAAUGUUCUUCACUUAUAUAUAUCAUUUCUAAAUAAAGAGACAAAUUAGAAUGAUUACCACCAAUUAAAUUAUUCUCAGUUUAUGAUUGUACUAUCAAGUGAAUUGUAAUAAGUCUUGUAAACAGAUAUCCAUUGCUGAGUACCAAUUAUAUAUAUAUAUACGUUUAUUCAUAAGUCGAUUCCGAUUCAUCAUGAAACAUUACGAUAUUGUAGUUGAAGCAAACGAAUUACCAACAGAACGUAAAACAACCGCAUUGACUUUAUGUGUACAUGCAUUGGAUUAUUAUCAUACUGAAAAAGAUGUAGCUAUGUUUAUGAAAAAAAAUUUUGAUAAAUUAUAUGGACCAAUAUGGCAAUGUAUUGUAGGUCAUGAAUUUGGAAUGUCAAUCACACAUGAUGAAAAGUGUUUCAUUUAUAUACAUUGUGGAGAAGUCAGUCUUUUACUUUAUCGAUGUACUUAGUAAACUAUUUUCAUCAAAAAAUAAUUUGAACAAAAGUGUUUUCCUUUUCUUAAAUAAAAAAAUGUUUUCUGU
Molecule: messenger RNA, 801 nt
Organism: Schistosoma bovis
Lineage: Eukaryota; Metazoa; Platyhelminthes; Trematoda; Strigeidida; Schistosomatidae
Source: the annotation of a GenBank genome assembly